Molecule: messenger RNA, 1151 nt
Organism: Papaver somniferum (opium poppy)
Lineage: Eukaryota; Viridiplantae; Streptophyta; Magnoliopsida; Ranunculales; Papaveraceae
Exons: 3
Coding region: 89-514 (141 amino acids)
Source: RefSeq, a predicted model, not a curated record
CACUAAAAAUAUUCAUAUUCUCCAUCUUCUCAAAGUUUCUUCAUCCCUGCCUUUACGAAGGCUCAAUCUUGAAUUUGUUGUUGCUCAUAUGGAUCCUCACCCAAGCAAAAGUUCUUCCUAUGGUAACACCAAGAUCAUGGUUUCUAACCCUAGAUCUUCUUCAAGUUUGAAAGACAGAGAAUCUCAUAAAAGGAAGCCUUCGCAUAACAAAGGAGAUUCUGACCGCGAGAUUGAUGAUGGAAAAAAAUUAAAGAUUAAGAGAGUUCGCAAACUCCCAUCACUCAAUACUGGUCUUGACGUUUCGGACUUUGAUUUUAAGGAAAUCAACACUCAAGUUCGCAUUAAUACCAAUGCUCCCAUUCAAGGCUUGAUUUCCUCUGUCCUUUCAAACAUUUUUAUUCCUCAUAAGGAAAAUUUUACUCUUAAAGAGAAUGUUCUAAUCGAUAAGGAAGUAGAGGAAAUCUCCACUCUUGCGUCUGUAAUCGCAUCAAAAUGUGAAUCGGACCGUCUCUGAUUUUGUGAAGGCCCCAUUAUUUGAAGAUAUUCCUGCAUCGGGGGAGAAUAAUAAUAUUUCCGCUCCUGCGGAGAACUUUUCCAUUCCUUCUUCUGUUUAUUCUCCAUCUUCUUCUUCAUUCGCCUCCAUUUCUUUGGAGCCUAUUUCUGUUGAUAAGACAAUCUUGGAGGGUGUAGACCCUGCUUCUCAAGCUUCUUCAGAAGAUUUGUGGUGACCAGGAGGAAACUCUUUGAUCAUUAAGGAAUUAGCAUGAUGAAUCAAUAAAGGAGUUAUCCAUUCAAAAUGAAAAGAUUAUUCAGAGUAAGAUAAACUUGACUGGGAAGAUGAACCAAAUUCAAGAUCAGCACAAUCAUCUAAAAGAAUUUCAUGAUGCCCUUAAGAAAGAGAACACUUCCCUUUUUAUGGAUGAUAAGAAGAUUUGAUCUCGUCUUAGUGGUUUAGUUGGUGAUUAUUUUGAUAAGUCUAUGGAAAGUAUGAAUAGUAGUGGUUUCGCUUUAUCUCAAUUUCUUCUUUUUCAGAAGGAAGGUAGUCGCAUGGAGUUGGUUGCCUCAAUUUACUUGUCCUUUUUAAUCAUUACUUGAAUCUUUUAUCAAGGAAACUGUUACGCUGAAUCAUUCAGCUCUGGCAAAACCACAUU